Messenger RNA from Solea solea (common sole), 2655 nucleotides. RefSeq names its product ras-related protein Rab-37-like. The transcript has 9 exons. Gene Ontology annotation, cellular component: Golgi apparatus; endosome. Lineage: Eukaryota; Metazoa; Chordata; Actinopteri; Pleuronectiformes; Soleidae. Gene Ontology annotation, molecular function: GTPase activity; GTP binding. The record is from RefSeq and is a predicted model, not a curated record. The coding region runs from base 332 to 1048 and encodes 238 amino acids.
CACACAUACACACACACAGGAGGAGACCCUGAGGGAGUUCACAUGUUCACAUGAAUGACAGAGUCUCCUCCUCUUCCUCCUCAUCUUCAUCAUCUUCAUCACUUUCCUCCUCAGAAACAGUGACGCGGUUCAAUCACGACGUGGUUUUUAAUGUUCAGUGAAGAAGAAGAAGAAGAAGCAGAAGAGAGCCUCUCCUCCUCCUCUUCAUAACCAUCAUCAUCAUCAUCAUCAUCACUGUGUCUCUGUUGUAAAAGCGCUCGGGCAGCAGCAGCAGAAGAAGAAGGAGGAGGAGGAGGAGUAAGGAGUGAGUGAGUGAGAGAGGAACGCGAGGAUGGAGCGCAUGGAGUCCAUGGAGCCGAUUUCCAAACACUACACCACGGAUUAUCCCGAGAUUCAGCCCGAGCGCGAGGACCAGGACAGAACUCCGCCCUCAGCUCCGCAGACUUACGACGAGGAUUUAGUUCACAAGACGAUCCUGGUCGGGGACAGCGGCGUGGGAAAAACUUCUCUGCUGGUGCAGUUUGAUCAGGGAAAGUUCAUCCCCGGCUCGUUCUCUGCUACAGUCGGCAUCGGAUUCACAAAUAAAGUUGUGAACGUGGACAACGUGAAGGUCAAACUCCAGAUCUGGGAUACGGCCGGACAGGAGCGCUUCAGAAGUGUGACACAUGCGUAUUACAGAGACGCUCACGCUUUGCUCCUCCUCUAUGACAUCACCAGCAAAUCAAGCUUUGACAACAUCAGAGCCUGGUUAACAGAGAUCCAUGAGUAUGCACAGAGCGAUGUGGUCAUCAUGUUGCUGGGCAACAAGGCCGACAUGAGCAGUGAGAGAGCGAUCAGGAGAGAUGAAGGAGAGAGGCUGGCCAGAGAAUAUUCUGUUCCUUUCAUGGAGACGAGUGCGAUGACUGGAGUUAAUGUAGAGCUGGCCUUCACUGCUGUGUCUAAAGAACUAAAACACAGAUCUGUGCGACAUCCCAGUGAACCCAAGUUCCAGAUCCACGAGUACAUCGAAGCACGGAAGGAGAAGUCGAGCUGCUGCAGCUACUUUUAAAAACGAGCCCUAACAUACACUGCUGAUGAAAGCCAACAGGGGGCGCUGCUCUCCGGAGUUUCUCCCCGACUUUGCUGCAAACAUCGUGCGACAGAAUGAACCAAACACUGUGUUGAGGAUUAAAAUGAAAAAGUUGGUCUUAUUUUAUAAAAAGUUGUUCUGAUGUUGACAAAAACGAUGCGACGCAGCUGCAGAAACUCGUGAACGUGUGAUUGUUCGUCCAGUUUUCUUCUUAUUAAAGGUCCAGUGUGUGAGGGUUAGUGACACCUGCUGGUGAAACAACAGAGUUCACUCUUCACUUUUCUAAAACCUCAGUGAACUACAGAGGCCUUCGUGUGCCACAAAGGAUGUCAAAGCUGAUUUUUCCUUCUUCUUCUUCUUCUUCUUCUUCAUUGGUUUAUUCAUCAGGUUUAUGUGGGCGGAGCCAUUCUUCUUCUUCAGUUCACUAAAAGGUGUAAUGCUGCCCUCGACGGUUCAAAGUUCUUAAUCAGAGUUUGAAUUUCUUCUACUUCCCUUUCCUAUUCUUCUUUAUCCUUUUCUUCCCUUACUUCCUCGUUUACUUCUUCCUCUCUUACUUCCUCUUCUUCUCCUUCCCUUACUUCCUUUUCUUCCUCUUCCUUUUUCUUCUUCUCUUCUACUUCCUCUUCUUUCUCAUCCUUUUCCUCUUCUUCUUCCUCUCCUACAAGCAUUCCAGUUGUAGUCGGAAGUCGGAAUUCCCGACUUGAAGGGCUGUUCCAGUUGAAGGAACUUCCCUCUUAAAUUAAAUUUUUAAACUCUAACUGUGAAUUAGAGCAACUUCACAUUCUUCUUUUACGUAGGAUUCCAAAAUGGCUGCCACUCAUGCAAAUAGUAAAAAAUCACUUCCGUUGUGUUUGUUUCUCAGCAAAUCAGUCGUACAUGGAGCUAACGACGGCUAACGACGGCUAACCUGAGAUACGUUUGCGUCCAUAUUUUUAUUCAAGUCAGAGAUCACGUCAAUUCUGAUGUAAAUUAUGAAGAACAAACGAUUUUUUAAGCCAUUUUAACAAAACAAAUCUCACAAACUGGACCUUUAAUCUCUGAAACACGUGUAUUUACGGCUGAGUCGAUUAUUGAUGACAGUUUUUUGGCAUUAUUGACUGCGUAUAAAUGUGUAUUUUUAUCGGCCUGAUGACUUUUUUUCAGUAGCAUGUUAGCGAUCGCAUGUAUCAAGUGUGUGUGUGUGUGUGCGUUCUCUGCCUCGACAUAAACACACAGUGUUAAAUAUUAUUCAUAUUUGCAUCAUGAAAUGAACACAGAACAAACUCAUUUUAGCACUAAAAUCUAAAUUUGAACUCAGGGUCAAAAGUUUGGUCUUAGAUUAUUUAUGUAUUUAUUUAUUCUCCUUAUCUUUAGUCAAAUUAUAAUUGAGAUUCUUUAGCUUUUGCCUUAACCACAUUAAUUUGACGUAUUGGGAAUUAACAUAAAUAUAAAGCACUAAUGAUCGAUGAUGUCACACAGAAGGGUUUUUUAUGAGUACAGUAUGCAACGCUCCUCUCUUCUGCCAAUAUUUUACAAUAUUUAUAAUAACUGUUAUUGUUUUGUCAUGGGCUCAGGUCUGAUACAGAUUAUAAUAUGAAAUGAUUCCC